Molecule: messenger RNA, 1920 nt
Organism: Sabethes cyaneus
Lineage: Eukaryota; Metazoa; Arthropoda; Insecta; Diptera; Culicidae
Product: juvenile hormone esterase
Exons: 7
Coding region: 1-1920 (639 amino acids)
Molecular function (GO): hydrolase activity
Source: RefSeq, a predicted model, not a curated record
AUGCACACAAUGAUCAAGUUGCUGGUAUUGUCACUGCUGUACAUCGGGGCGCACUCAAGCUAUGCGCUGCCGCCGUCCACCUUCGGCGACGCAUUAGCAAGCGCCGGUGAGCUGUCCAACAAGUUGAAGGAAACAACAGCAUGGAAAACCUUCGCCGGCAUUGCACGCGAGUCCGAUUCAAUCAACUCGUUGGUGCGGAUUAUACCCCAGACAACGAUGGGCUUCGUGCGGGAAGUGGUCAACUCAUUCCGGCGACAAAAAGAAUCCCGAGCAAUUGUGAUGACCCGAGGCGGUGCCGUUCAGGGUCGUAUUCAACGAGUGAAGGGAAGCAACAAGGGCGAAUUCUACGCCUUCAAGGGAAUCCGUUACGGGCAACCGCCGGUUGGGGAUCUCCGCUUCAAGGCCCCACUUCCGGAACAACCUUGGAAAGGAAUUCGAAGUGCCCUGCGGGAAGGCUCCGUGUGUCCCCACCGAAGUGUGAUCCUCGAUAACUAUAAGGGUACGGAAGAUUGCUUGUUUCUCAACAUUUACACACCUGAUUUACCGGCUGAAAAUUACGUCCCAAAUUUUCCUGUGAUGGUAUGGAUCCACGGAGGUGCCUUCUCCUUCGGAUCAGGCAAUGCAUUCCUUUACGGUCCGGACUACCUCGUGCCAGAAGGUGUUGUCUUGGUAUCGUUCAACUAUCGACUGGGUGCGCUGGGAUUUUUAGGUGUCGGUAAAGAUGCUCCUGGUAAUGCCGGCUUGAAAGAUCAAAUAUUGGCCCUCAAAUGGGUUCAGGAAAACAUAGCUGCCUUCGGUGGUGAUCCAAACAGUGUCACCAUAUUCGGCCAAUCGGCCGGUGCCGUUUCGGUGCAUAUGCUUAUAAUGUCUCCCCUGGCCAAAGGGUUAUUCCACAAAGCAAUCGCUCAAAGCGGAACGGCAUUAAACCCGUGGUCAAUUGCGAAAGAUCCCAAAACGCGCGGGUUUUCAUUGGGACAUCAGUUAAAUUGUAAUACCAACAGUACGGAUGAAUUAUUGAGUUGUUUACGCAAAGCAUCCGCACAGAAGAUUGUCAAUGCUGCCCCCAAAACUAUUACGCAGGAAGACGUCAAAAGGAGUAUCGGUUUGCCUUUUGUACCAUCCGUCGAGAAUUGGAUCGGUGACGAUGCAUCCGAUGAGGCACCGGUGAUCGCCGAUGAACCGAUGAACAUCAUGCAAAAGGGCUCUUAUAAUCACGUGCCACUAAUAGCGGGCUUUAACUCACACGAAGCUAUGCUGUUCAUAAGAAGGGUACGGAAGGAUCCGAAUUUGCUGAAAAACAUAAACGAAGAUUUUCAAAGAUUGAUUCCCGCAACUCUGCACGUGAGUCGAGACACCGACGAUGGGGCUUUGGUUGCACAGGACAUGCGCAAUUUUUAUCUCAACGGUGAAAAUAUCAGCGACUCGUCAAUGCAGAACAUGAUGGACCUGAUGUCCGACGCUAUGUUUCUGCACGGUAUAAUCGAUUUUGCUCGGUUGCAUGCCACAGGCGAAGGCCAAAAUUCUACCUGGCUGUAUAGAUUCGCCUACGACGGUGCACUGGGCAUCUACAAGCGGAUACUGGGGAUUGACUGGCCCGGUACCUGCCACGGCGACGAACUGGGCUAUCUGUUCCGUUUCGGGGUGCUCAACAUCCGUCUAGACAAUUCGUCGACGGAGCUGCAAACGAUGGCCAAAAUGACCCGAAUGUGGACCAAUUUUGCAAAGCACAGCAAUCCCACUCCCCUCGGUUCUGAGGACACCCUGCUAGGGGUACGCUGGCCAAACGUAAUCCCGCACACGAUGACGGAGCUGCCGUAUUUAGAUAUAACUUCCGAACUAGUGCCACAGAACAACCCGGAAGCAGAGAGGCUUCACUUCUGGGAUGCAAAAUAUGCAAAGUACAAUGGUGACAUAUUCUAA